GCCUCCACCACCACCUCCACUAUCACCAAGUGUAACCGCCGUCGAAAGGUCACGUGGCAAAUUCUGGUAGUUCCCAAUUGUACGCCCAGACAUCAUGUUUCGUGCGUUCACGACCAUGUUCCAAACGCCGUCCGCCGAGCGACAGCCGUCCUCUUCGACCACCGCCAAGGCCGUGGCGGUCAUCAAAGCGCGGCUACGACAGCUACCGGAUUGCAUCGUGUUUAGCCACGUGUACCCGCCCGUGACUCCCCCAAGUCGGUACCACACGAGACCGGAAUACGUGUCCGGGAAGCGCGUGCCGUUGACCCGGGACGCCGCGACCAAGUGGAAGAAGAAACAUACGUUCAUGUCUCCAAUCUCUGAAUGGCCAGAAGUGCAUCACUUGACACAGCGUCGCCGCCGCCGCCGAAGCGGGGACAGCCAGAAGUCGUGUUCGAGCACGUCGUCGUCGUCCCCAAGUAGCUACGUCCAUUUUGAUGUGUGGCAACCAGAACCAAGCAUCGCGGCGGCCAUGUAUUAAUCCAUCCUUGCGGGUUUCAAUUUAUCCCGACUCUGAGGGUUCUCGGUUAUGAUCGAGUGAGUUUGCGGUAUCAUAUGAUCCCGUCGCCACUGAGCUGGGAAGGACAUUGCAUCAAGAACGACGUGAGUGAUUGCCGUGUUGGUUGAUCCCUUCGAAGCAAAGGACGGUCGGUUCAAGAUAGCGCGACCUAGUUAACUCUGCAUCAAGCACUAUGUAGUACUACAACAGUACGUAGUGCUUGAUACUAGUACUGCACUAGCCCUCGUCAACAAUACAAUCCACAAAGCCCCGCUGCCAACAGUUCAUUUGGGCAAUGCCUU
Messenger RNA from Aphanomyces astaci, 840 nucleotides. RefSeq lists its product as hypothetical. Lineage: Eukaryota; Oomycota; Saprolegniomycetes; Saprolegniales; Verrucalvaceae. The record is from RefSeq and is a predicted model, not a curated record. The transcript has a single exon. The coding region runs from base 95 to 520 and encodes 141 amino acids.